UUCUCACCCAGCGUUCAAUCAAGGGUUUGCCCUGCAUUUCCGACUACUGGACCUACCCUUUCUUCGCUCUGGCUGCCGAGGAGUCGCCUUGUUCCUGAGUCUCCUGACUCCGGUUGGUGAUGUCUGGAAGCUUAGGAAGCGACCGUCAUCCUUGGACCUCGAUAUCUUUUCUGGGGCUUCUCGUUUCUUUUCCGGAAGUGGAUAUUGAGGUUGCCGCUUAUGGUCUCUUCUGGAGAAAGAUCCAUGAUCACUGGAGAAAAAUGAGUGUCCUGGUGAUUUGGGAUGUAAGGAAAUAAAUAUUAAUAUGGAGGACGAUUUCAAGACUGAGUCAUCAUCAUCUCCCUUUGCUCUUCAAGGUUCUUCAGAGACAUUGCUUUCUAUUCAAAUAUUAGAUUUCAAAACAAGUUUAUUGGAGGCAUUAGAAGAAUUGCGUAUGCGAAGGGAAGCAGAAACUCAAUAUGAAGAGCAGAUUAGUAAAAUUAUUCUGGAGACACAAGAACUUAAAUGGCAAAAAGAAACUCUACAGAAUCAAAAGGAAACAUUAGCAAAGCAACACAAAGAAGCAACGGCAGUUUUUAAAAAGCAGUUGCAAAUGAAGAUGUGUGCCUUGGAAGAAGAAAAGGGAAAAUAUCAACUUGCUACAGAAAUAAAAGAAAAAGAGAUAGAAGGAUUGAAGGAAACAUUAAAAGCAUUACAGGUUUCCAAAUAUUCUUUACAGAAGAAAGUGAGUGAAAUGGAACAACAGGUCCAGUUUCAUCUUUUGGCUAAAGAAGAUCAUCAUAAGCAACUGAAUGAAAUUGAGAAAUACUAUGCCACAAUAACAAAUCAGUUUGGAUUGGUAAAAGAGAAUCAUGAAAAGUUAGAACAAAAUGUACAGGAAGCAUUACAGUUAAACAAAAGACUUUCAGCUUUAAAUAAAAAACAAGAAUCUGAAAUAUGCAGCUUAAAGAAGGAACUAAAAAAUUUAACCUCAGACUUGAUGAAGUCCAAGGUCACAUGUCAGUAUAAGGUGGGAGAAGAAAGCAUCAAUCUAACAAUUAAAGGACAAAAAUUUCAAGAACUUCAAGAAAGACUCAACUUGGAAAUAGAAUUAAAUAAGAAGAUGAACGAAGAGAUUAUCCACAUCCAAGAGGAAAAAAAGGAUAUCAUCAUUUCUUUCCAACGUAUGCAGCAGUUACUUCAGCAACAGACCCAAGAUAAUACCAAACUGGAGACAGAAUUGAAAAUGCUAAAAGAAAAUAAUCAGACCCUUGAAAGAGAUAAUGAGCUGCAAAGGGAGAAGGUAAAAGAAAAUGAAGAAAAGUUCCUUAAUCUUCAAAAUGAGCAUGAGAAAGCACUGAGAACUUGGAAAAAACAUGUUGAAGAACUUAAUGGAGAUAUUAAUGAGAUUAAAACUGAAUUAUCAUCACUUAAAGAAACUUAUAUUAAGUUACAGGAACAAUACAACAAAUUAUGUGAUCUAAGAAAGUUUGAGGAAGACAAAAAGUUUCAGAAUUUUCCAGAAGUAAAUAAUGAAAACAGUGAAAUAGAAACUGAAAAAUCAGAAAACACCAUCAUACAGAAAUAUAAUUCUGGACAAGAAAUAAGGGAAGAAAAUAGUGUACGUUUUUGUUCAGAUAAUGAAUAUAGAGAAAAGGAGGAAAAGAAAGAAGACUCACCUACAGAAGAAAUCAUCAUAGAUGGUUUACAGCUUUUUGAAAAAAGCUCCAAGAAUGAAAUCACUACUACUGUACCUCAGGAUGAAAAUCAAAGUGAAAUCUCCCUAAGCAAAACUUUCUGCAUAGAUAAAGAAUUAAUUAGUCAAGAGCAAACUUUAAAUAUAAGUGACUUUAGAAAGUCAAUUACUACAGAAAAAAAAGACAAGUGUUUGGCAAAAGACAAUGGAUGUACAGAAUUUAAGUCACUGAAUAGUCCUUUUUUAGUGGCAGAUGUAUCAAUAGAAACAGAAAAGAUAGACCCAGAAAGAACUGAAGGAUUAGAUCUUCACCCUUCAGAUGUACAUUUGGAAGAUGUUAACAACACAACAUCAUUUGACAGAAUUUUAAAUGAGAUGGCUCAUGUUGUAAAUCAUAAUAAAAAUGUUUCUAAAAAUGAACCAUUGAAACAAUUCAGAUUGCUUUCAGGGAAUCCAAAAAAUCCUACAGAGAAGGAAAUUACAAAUACUGACCAGACCAGAGCAGAUCUGGAUUCAUCUCUAGAUAUAAAAAAGAAUCCUGUUCCACGUCAGAACUGUAGUUUACAGGAUUCAAGUAACAUUAUAUUAGAUGAUAAACAAUAUAAAGUAAAACAAAUACAACUGUUAAAUAAAAAUGAUGCAUGCAGCGCAUUGCCAUUUAAACAAACUUCAGAUUUUCAGCAAGUCUGUAAUGAUACAUCAGAGAAAGCUGAACUAAAUGUUCCCUGUGAUACAGAAAGCAAUUACACUAUUUCAUCUGCUGUUUCCAGUGAUAAUUCGGAAGUAUUUAUUGAGAAUUCAGAUAAGCGUGUUAAUAUUACGCCUGUGUUGGUGAAACCUAACUCAAGCCCUGGGGAGAGAACUAUAUGGAAAAAUAUGAGUGAUAAGCAAAAUAGUCAAUUUAAAGACUGCUUGGGAUAUCCAGAAAACAAUGUGACCAUAUCCAAUCUUCAGGUUAAUGAUGAGAAUAUACAUGUUCCACAAGCCAAAGAUAAGAAAACUGCUCUUCAUAAGAAAACUUCCACAGAAAUACAGUUUUCCAACAAAGAGAGUAAGAGUGAUGAGAAUCAGGUUACUGAAGACACAAAAAAUUCCUUCCUCCUUUUUGUGAAUGCUAAUGCAAGACAGCAUACAUUGUUAAAUAAUACAGAGAAAACAGAAUCAUUAAGUGACAUAGUUUCAGGAAAAAUUUACAUUGAAAGACAGCUGGAAGAAUCGUGUUCAUUUCAUGUAAAGUCAUCUGGAGAUUUAGUAAACAGAAGUGGAAGGUCAGCCUUUGAUCUUUCAACUUCAGAUAAAAAAACUGAGAAAACUCCAGUAUACUUGAAUUUUUUAGAACCCAGUCUUUGGUCAAAAGUAAAUCAAAUUGAAAGCCAAACAGUGAACACUUCAGCUUCUAGCAUUCCUUUGUUGCUGAAGGGGAGACCAGUAAGUCCAUCAGAAAACGAAAAGAUUGUUUCAGUGACAAUUUGUAAAAAUGUUGGUGAGGAUGAUGUAAAGAAGGAAAUUAGACCAGAUACUACCAGCAUUAACAGAGUUGCUGACACUUUGAAUAACUCGAGUAUCCAUCCAGACCCGAAGGGAAACCCUAGUGAAGAGAAGAAUGUAACUGCAAAGACUUUUUAUGAUUCUUCUUUUCCCACAGAACAUGUGAAAACAAAGCCUUUGAAAUCAACUCUGCUACAGAGCUCCAAAGCAGUCAAGAUUAAAGAUAUUACUGAUCUGACUGUCUCUGCUGGUGAAGAUGACUGGCAGAGCCUCCUAACAAAUCAAAUAAAUGAAAUUGAAAAAUUCUUAAGCUUGGAAAAUGUCAACCAACCUAAAAAAAGAAAAGCAGAAGAAAUGUUGGAAAAAACAGAUUAAAAUAAAAUUCCUCAAUGCUUUCAGUGGUGUACUGAUUUAAGUGAAAUGUUCAUAGUUUUGACUAGAAAGAAAUGACUGUUACAGCUAAAGCUUUAAAGUUCUCCUCACUACUCUAAUUGUAUUACUUGUAGGUAUCCACUCUACAAAUGCUUCAUUUUAGAUAGCUAUUCUACAUUUGCAAAGAGUUUUCUCUUAGCAUCCAGUUCCCUUUAACUUACAAAUUCUUAAAUACUUUGUCUUCCCUCCAAAUAACCUUUCUUCACAGCUUAUUGUUCUUUGAAAAUCCUUCCUUAUUGACCACAGCUUAGGAUGUAUUAGCCGAGACAGACAUAUUGAUCCUUUAUAUAAUUUAUUACUUUGUAUCUCAGGAGUUUGUGAUUUCUUUUACUUUAAAUUUGAGAUAAUAAAUGUGCAAACUAGUCAAAUUUCAGUUUAUAAUGAUUUACUAUGGUUUUUAGAUUUUUUUCCCCAAAAGAACAAAAUAAUUGCAUAGAAUUUCAGGUAUCAGAAAGACUCAGAAGGCUGUUUUUCACUUUGUUCAAGUUUUGUUUCCAGGCGUUAAGUGUGUCAUACAGUUGUUGCCACUGCUGUUUUCCAAAUGUCCGAUGUGUACUAUGACUAAAAAUUGAAAAAUUAAAAACAAAU
This is a messenger RNA of Choloepus didactylus (southern two-toed sloth), 4183 nucleotides long. RefSeq names its product coiled-coil domain containing 73 (gene CCDC73). The transcript has 19 exons. NCBI's taxonomy places the organism in Eukaryota, Metazoa, Chordata, Mammalia, Pilosa, Megalonychidae. Bases 305 to 3538 code for a protein of 1077 amino acids. The record is from RefSeq and is a predicted model, not a curated record.